This is a messenger RNA of Malurus melanocephalus (red-backed fairy wren), 709 nucleotides long. Its product is annotated as nucleoside diphosphate kinase, mitochondrial-like. Gene Ontology annotation, molecular function: nucleoside diphosphate kinase activity. The record is from RefSeq and is a predicted model, not a curated record. The transcript is spliced from 5 exons. Gene Ontology annotation, biological process: UTP biosynthetic process; GTP biosynthetic process; CTP biosynthetic process. NCBI's taxonomy places the organism in Eukaryota, Metazoa, Chordata, Aves, Passeriformes, Maluridae. Bases 47 to 589 code for a protein of 180 amino acids.
AGCCUCCGCGGAGCGGCCGAGCGCGGGUCCGAGCGCCGGGGCCGCCAUGGGCUCGCUGGGGCGCUGCCUGGCCCGGAGGCUCCCGCGGGGGCAGCCGGGCCUGAGCCCCCCCGGGCCCCGCUGCUACGGCUCCGUCCCCGCGGCGCUGCAGGAGAAGACGCUGGUGGUGGCCAAGCCGGACGCGGUGCAGCGGCGGCUGCUCGGGGACAUCAUCCAGCGCUUCGAGCGCCGCGGCUUCAAACUGGUGGCCAUGAAGCUGCUCCAGGUGGACCGGAGGCUCGUGGAGCAGCACUACGAGCAGCUGCGGCAGAAGCCCUUCUACCCCGCGCUCGUCGCCUACAUGACCUCGGGGCCGGUGGUGGCCAUGGUGUGGGAGGGCUACAACGUGGUCCGGAGCACGCGGGCCAUGGUUGGGGACAGCGGCGCCGUGGGGACCAUCCGGGGCGAUCUCAGCGUGCACAUCACCAGGAACGUGGUGCACGCCAGUGACUCGGUGGAGACGGCGCAGCGGGAGAUCGGCUUCUGGUUCCAGCGGGACGAGCUGGUGGCGUGGGACAGCAGGGACCGCGACAACAUCUACGGGCUCUAGGGCCGGACCCGGCCUGGGCACCCCGCCCCAAUAAACCCCGCUGCUCCAGCCCUGACUCCGGUCUCCUCCCUCAGRUGUCCCCAGCAGGGGCUGGGGGGCUUUGGGAAACACUCGCGACAG